AUAGAUCAAUAUAUUAGUUGUUGGAAGAAAUAGCACUAAAUUAGUUGCACUGACUGUCACUCAUGUAUUGUAAAGACUAUUAUUAAUAGUCAGUAAUUGAUUGAUUCGGUUAUUAAUAAUAUAAUAAUAAAUAUUAUUAUUAUUAUCUAAAAUGUCAUCCAAUUUGUUGAACCAAAACUCAGACCCGCGAAGAGCCGACAAAAUUCAAAGAUAUAAGUCACCACCGAUUGGCACAUCCAGUGGUGACGACCCGUUGCCCGACUAUAUGAACGUAUUGUCAAUGUUGUUGUCGAUGUGCGGACUAAUGAUGAAACUGAAAUGGUCUGCUUGGAUGGCACUGUACUGUUCAGCCAUCUCUUUCACCAAUUGUCGUAUCAAUGAUGACACCAAACAGAUCCUGUCGUCAUUCAUGCUGUCCAUCUCAGCUGUCGUCAUGUCUUAUCUUCAAAACCCACAACCAAUGAGUCUUCCUUUUUCUAAUUAAGUCUUCAUUUGAAAUGUUAUCAAAUAUGUUAACAAUUAAACACAUUUUAUUUAAUAUAUUAAAAU
Molecule: messenger RNA, 549 nt
Organism: Oppia nitens
Lineage: Eukaryota; Metazoa; Arthropoda; Arachnida; Sarcoptiformes; Oppiidae
Product: protein Asterix-like
Exons: 2
Coding region: 152-484 (110 amino acids)
Biological process (GO): protein insertion into ER membrane
Cellular component (GO): endoplasmic reticulum membrane
Molecular function (GO): protein folding chaperone
Source: RefSeq, a predicted model, not a curated record